CUCAAUUUUGAGGCUCAGACCCUGAUAUUCAUCUGCCUACGAAUCUGAACCUCUUACUGUUGCCAUGAGCAUGUCCCUACGAGUCUCCAGAAGCGACAAUGAUGCGGAGCAAGCCAGCCUCGUCCAUGCAAAAGACCUACGAUGAGUCCUAUCUUCAAUGCUCAACCGCCGUCUUCUUCGAGGGCCAGGGAAAUGAAGCGGAGGCUCUUCGAUCAUGGAAGUCUGCGCUGGACCAGAUAGCCUACUACAAGGCAUACAAACUCCCAAUGAAUUACGUUCCUAAAUCCGAGACCGAGAGAGCCCUGUUCGAUUCUCUGAAAGAAUUGGAAAUACAAUGUAAGGAGCGAGUUGAUUUGCUGGAGACGCUUAGAAGGAGUCGCCAGGAGGUGGGAAGGACAACGCCCAAGGAUGAUAAACCAGAUCGCAAUGGAAGACGGCGUCUUGAGAAGCACAGAGGCGAGACGGAGACGGUGCACGACCGACCAGGACCGCAAUGGCUCGGAGAUGAGACUGUUCCGCCGAUGCAGAUGUCGGAACUACCCAACGCCACGCCUGCUAUACUGAGCCGUCCACCACUCAGACCUGCCCGAAGCAGCGAAACUACGGCAAGUGCCUCGACAUCGCAGAAUAUACGACCCUCGCCUAUGGGCCUCCCACCAACGCUGCCUGUUCCAACGACGAAAGUGUCGAGAAGCCCAAGUCCGGACCAUGGAAGGAAGACCAUGCGAACUACGUUGCGGAGCGAGAAGAGAGGCUUCAGAAAAUAUCGAUCGGCACCGAAUCGUGACAGGCAAGGAGACACACUGAAAGCGGCCGGUCUAGCAUGGGAAUCACAGCCUCGCAGGAGUGCGCAGAUGAGUCCGCGCCCGGAUUCAGAUCCUACAAUCGAAGCUCGACUUAGUGCUACUGCUGCUCGCAGAAGCAUUGAUCAGGAGGCAGCAGCAAGAUCGGAAGAGCAACGAAGAUCAAACCCGAGUCCCGCUGAGAUGAUUUCUCCACAGACAUGGCGAGAUUUAACCAAUUCGAGCUAUGCGCCUUCAGCCAUGCAGAGAUCGAUGGAAAGCCUCAAAUUGACGUCGACUUCGGUGCCUGAUCUGAUAGAUCUCGACCCCGAACCAGAAAAGCCACCCCUGCCACCUCCUCAUGGAUCAGGGACCGUUCCAGUAAUCUCGAAAGCCAGAACAGCAUCCCCUGCAGCUCCCUCAAAACCACCGGACAUUGCCUACCGCAAAGAAUAUCCACACCGCCCCCAAAGAGUUCCGCAACCACUGGCAAACAAUUUGCUCGACAAGGCUUAUCAGCGGCCACCUGCAGGAGGGAGCUCUUUGGGUAUAUCUCGAAAGCCUGUAGCGAGCACGGAGACGACUCUCGAGGUGCGAGGACGAUCCCCAAGGAGGCAGAAUGAGCAAUCCGACAGUGAGGAUGAGGGCCCCAAGUCGACUUUACUAGCACCGAGUCGACCAAAGGGAACACGCACGCGAAGUGCGAAGACUAUCACUCCGCCUUCGACUGAUGCCGAAUCGUUGGAGGAUGACGGCCCAGGGUCAGACCAAGACAAGCGGAUGGCCAAGCUUCUGAAGAGCUUGCCAAAAGGCAUAGAUGAGAAUGCUGCCAAACAGAUUCUCAAUGAGAUUGUCGUCAAGGGCGAUGAAGUUCACUGGGAAGAUGUGGCAGGUCUUGAUGCCGCCAAGAAAGCCCUAAAAGAAGCAGUAGUAUACCCAUUUCUUCGACCAGAUUUGUUUAUGGGCUUGCGAGAACCUGCUCGAGGCAUGCUAUUGUUUGGACCGCCCGGGACGGGCAAGACGAUGUUGGCACGAGCCGUUGCAACAGAAAGCAAGAGCACGUUCUUCGCCAUCAGUGCUAGCAGUCUUACGAGCAAAUGGCAUGGCGAGUCAGAAAAGCUAGUCCGGGCAUUGUUCGCGUUGGCAAAGGCAUUGGCGCCAAGCAUCAUCUUCGUGGAUGAGAUUGAUUCCUUGCUGAGCGCGAGAAGUGGAUCGAGCGAGCAUGAAGCAUCGAGACGGAGUAAGACCGAGUUUCUGAUCCAGUGGUCCGACCUUCAACGAGCAGCGGCAGGGCGAGAUACGACGGUUGGAGACGCGAGUCGAGUACUAGUACUGGCUGCGACCAAUUGCCCGUGGGAUAUCGACGAAGCAGCCAGGAGAAGGUUCGUGAGAAGGCAAUAUAUCCCAUUGCCUGAAGCGGAGACCAGGGAGACACAGAUCCGGACGUUAUUGGGCCAUCAGAAGCAUGACUUGAAGACGGAAGAUAUUGUGCGAUUGGUCGCAUUGACUGAAGGAUACUCGGGCUCUGACAUCACAGCAUUAGCGAAGGACGCUGCUAUGGGACCACUCAGACAUCUCGGAGAGGCCUUGCUGUAUACGCCCAAGGAGCAAAUUCGACCAAUCAACAUGCAAGAUUUUGAAGCAAGUCUGGCCAGUAUUCGACCGAGUGUGAGCAAGAAGGGGUUGGAGGAGUUUGAGCAAUGGGCUAGAGAUUUCGGCGAACGGGGAGGUUGACGAGCGUCGAAGAGAUGUAUCAGCACAGCAGUUGGGUUAAGGCAGAGCUGCGAGGAUUUCUGGCGUUUCUGGCGGGAUCUGUAUAGCGAGGGAUCGGCUCAUGAGCUCUUGAAAGGAAAGAGUUACACCAGCGGCCGGCCUGGUGCGAGGGUUAUGAUUGAUGAUGACGCCGUAUAGAUUGGAUGAAUCGUUCUUGCAUGAAGGAAUGACUUCUCAUCGAACAUAAACUGUGGUUGUGGUUGUUCUUGUAUUC
Messenger RNA from Exophiala xenobiotica, 2769 nucleotides. RefSeq lists its product as uncharacterized. The transcript is spliced from 3 exons. NCBI's taxonomy places the organism in Eukaryota, Fungi, Ascomycota, Eurotiomycetes, Chaetothyriales, Herpotrichiellaceae. The coding region runs from base 99 to 2516 and encodes 805 amino acids. The record is from RefSeq and is a predicted model, not a curated record. Gene Ontology annotation, molecular function: ATP hydrolysis activity; ATP binding.